UAUAAGCGAACGGACGGAUCAGCUCUGUUCUGUACAUGCAAACUUCGUAGCUUACCUUCAUUCAGCCUACUAGUAUAAUUUCUAAUUAGUUAGCUCAACAGCUCAACGAAAUCAUUGUGGAUCAUCCGUCACAUAUAUCCUCAUAUACUAUAUCAACACUACCACCCCCAAUACCCUCUCCAACCGCACCCAUAGCUUACCCACUCCACCCCAUCUACUUUCUGCCCCUCGCCCCCAUGCCUACUCCUCCUCCCCCUUCCCACACCUAUCCUGCAAGCUGUCACUGUGGCAGCGUACAAUACACAGUAACCCUCUCACCCCCCCUCACCGACCCCACCCGCGAAGUCUUCGAAUGCAACUGCAGCAUCUGCUCCCGAAACGGCUACCUCCUGGUAUACGCAAAGCACGAGGAUGUGAAUUUUACGGCCGGAGAAGAAAUCCUUGAACGCUACACCUUCGCCAAAGCCCGCGUCGCACACUUCUUCUGCCCGCAAUGCGGCAGCAGCCUCUUCGCGAAAAGCCUUGACGCAAGCUACAAGCCCCUGGAUAUAAAAGCCGUAAACGUGCGGCAGUUCCACGAUUUAGAUUUAGCGCGGUUGAAAAUCCGGGGCGUGGAUGGGCGGAGUGCUUGAAGGUGGGAUGCUGGGGGAUGAGUGGGAAAGAGGGUGAGAGGGGGUAGGUUGGGAUGAGAGCAUUGGGACAUGGGAGGCUGAUUGAGUAUAUCAUGAGAUUAGAAACGAGAUAAAUU
Molecule: messenger RNA, 748 nt
Organism: Mytilinidion resinicola
Lineage: Eukaryota; Fungi; Ascomycota; Dothideomycetes; Mytilinidiales; Mytilinidiaceae
Exons: 4
Coding region: 237-632 (131 amino acids)
Molecular function (GO): carbon-sulfur lyase activity
Source: RefSeq, a predicted model, not a curated record